Molecule: messenger RNA, 885 nt
Organism: Cannabis sativa
Lineage: Eukaryota; Viridiplantae; Streptophyta; Magnoliopsida; Rosales; Cannabaceae
Exons: 4
Coding region: 201-602 (133 amino acids)
Cellular component (GO): mitochondrial membrane
Source: RefSeq, a predicted model, not a curated record
AUUAAAAAAUACAAAACAAAACCUAACUCUUUCUCUUUCUCUCUCAAUUCUUGUAGCCGCCCAUCUCCAGCAACCUCCGCAGAAGAGUCGACGGAAACUCCCCCACUCGCAAACGACGACGGCGCAACUUCUCCCCCAGCUCCUCUCUCGCAAACGGCAACAACGUAGGUAUUGAAUUGAUCCUCUAAUGGUUUGAGAAAAUGACAAUUAUUGAGCCAUCAACAGCUCAGACCAAGAGAAAAUCCUCUACUGUUGCUUCUACUACCACUGCUAGGAUUCAGAGUUCAGCUCCUUCAACAUUUAAGAGAUGGGGUGUAAAGCACCCCUUUUUUAGAUAUGGUCUUCCAAUGAUCUCUCUCACAGUGUUCGGAGCUGUUGGUCUUGCUCAUCUUAUACAAGGCAGCAAGGAUAUUGCGAAGGUGAAAGAUGAUCAGGAAUGGGAUAUUAUUGAGACCAAAAAACAACUGUCUAGAACAGGACCUGCCUAUAAGCCAAAACAUAUUUCUUUGGAAGAGGAGCUUAAGGUUUUGCAAGAGAAGGUCGACAUUAACAACUAUGAGUACAAGAAAAUUCCUCGGCCAAGUGAAAGCAAGUCACACUAGUUUGCACUCUUGUCAAAUUAUCAUGCAAUGGAAAACACUUAGGAUUUCCAUAAGUCAUGUAGCAACUUCUCAACUAUGGCCACUUUUUUGCCGCAAAAGCUUACAUACAUUUAUGCUCUGACUUAGUUGAUUGUUGUAGUUACUGAUAAUACUAGAACAAUUGUAGUUUUUCCCACAAAAAAACAAGGAUUUAGAAAUUCAUGCAAUUUGAAUAUAAAGUUGUACAUUCUAAAAUGCAAAGAGAAAUAAUUUAUUGCACUCCUUAUGAGGAAGAGUUUUAUUA